Mustela erminea (ermine) is the source of this 8787-nucleotide messenger RNA. RefSeq names its product zinc finger protein 710 (gene ZNF710). The transcript has 5 exons. The record is from RefSeq and is a predicted model, not a curated record. The coding region runs from base 4268 to 6265 and encodes 665 amino acids. NCBI's taxonomy places the organism in Eukaryota, Metazoa, Chordata, Mammalia, Carnivora, Mustelidae.
AGCCGAAGGCAGAGCUUUAACUCACUGAGCCACCCAGGCGGCCCGGGUUGUAAUGUUUCUGAAAAGAGACGAUGUCUGGCACCUGUGAAGAGGGCUUCCACGUCUGGUGGGGAGAGGCCUUCCUGACUCUCCCAGGGCUCCGCUCUGGGCCCUGGGCCCGAGGGACCCUCACGGCCCGCAAGCCCUGGGGUCGGGAAUGCCAAGUCCCCAGACAAGCCAGGGGCUCCUUUGUGAGCUGAGAACAAAACUGGAAGCUUGCAUAAGGUCAGGUUCAUUCCCAGCCUCUCUGUCCAUGUCCCUGAUUUGGCUACUUUCUCUCCUUCACGAUAGGAGAUGCUUUUCCCACGUGGUCGUGCUCAUUCAUGGGAGUGGUGAGAGCGUAUUUUUCGUAGUAUUAAAGACAUGCCAGAUAUUCUAGGGUCUUAGGUGACACACAUCGUGGGUGCACAAAUAUUGUAGUGGUGAAACCAAAAAAAAAAAAAAAAAAAACCGCCAUUUACCAAACGCCAGCCCGCAUGCUGGGUACUUUCACCCCAUGAUCCUGUUUAGUCUUCUCUACCCUUCUGUAGGGCGGGCAGCUUAUCCCCAUUUUACAGUUGAGCAAACUGAGGCUCUGCGAGGUGAAGCGAAUCACCUAAGGCCAUUCAGCCAGGCAGGCAGUGGCCCGGCUGACUCCACAUCCCGCGGGAUGGUGGGGAGGAAGCCUUCAAGCUGGACCACAGUCACCCCUGCUGAAGGCCAGAUAGCUGUUCAUUUUAUGAUUGUCACCUCCACUGAAGUCAUUUUGGCCUUUGGGUCCCGGGACCACAUACAUUUGAAGUUUUGUUUCCUGAUUGUCACCUCCACUGAAGUCGUUUUGGCCCUUGGGUCCCGGGCCCACAUGCAUUUGAAGUUUUGCGCCUGGGGAUCCACGACCCAGAGCUCACGGCUCUGCAGCUGAGGCCUCUGGAGCCCCUGAGUAUCAUCCUUUGUGAUCUAGACUGAAGAGGGAACCAGAUAGCGCUCUGGGCUGAGUGGGCCACUCGAGCAGCACUUCUCCUCUGGGUCUGCGGAUCCGCCUCCCUGCUGGGGACCUGCCCUCCAGGGCCCCUCCUGGCUCUCCCUCCCAGGACCCCCUACCUUCCCAGACUCCCCUCACCUCUCCUCCAGCCUGCAGAUGAGGCCUGCCGUGGCCCACCGAGCUCACGCCCAGGACUGGGCAGACUCAGCAGCCCCCACCCGCACUGGGAUGCCCAGCCCGCCCACCCUGCCGGCCUCUCGCACAGUCGCAUGUGGCUUCCCUCCGCCCCCACGUGCAUUCCUCCCCGGCCAGCCUGCGGGGUCCGCGAGUGUGCGUGUGCACGCCGGCUCCCGCCCCUUGCGUGGGUCCCGUCCCUCCCUGCAUGAAGGUGACUAAGAAUGGAUGGAUUUGCACGAGGCUCCCGCUCGCCGCUGAUUCCGGCCCGGGUGGCCGGCGUGCGUGUCUGACGUCUGCCUGUGUACGCUGUCAGCCGAAAUGUUGAGCCAGCUGUCCCUCCCCACCCCCCGGGAGCUACAUGGAGGCUUUCCGUGAAUGAGAGGCAUUUUCUACUCCUCUCCUGGCAUAAAUCCGUUCUCGAGUUGGGUGUGUGGGUGUGCAAAAUAAAUGUUGAUUACGGCCUGGGCAUCGGGAGACAGCCUUGCUGGGGGCUGACUCACACCGGCAGUGGUGGAGGGGAAGAAGGGGAGGGCUCUGGGCCCAGGCCGCCCUCCUCCACCCUCAUCCCUCAGCACCCUCUCCGCCCGUGGCUCUUCUGUUCUCCUUACUGUCCCUUGUCCACCCUCUGCCUCCAGCCGGACAGACCCUCUUCCGUCCGGCAUCUCUGGGGAUGGGGGCUUCCUAGCCAGCCUCCCCCAUCUCGAGGCUUCCCUGCCCCUCCAUCCGACAUCUGUAUACAGAGCAGCAGGGGUCAUACUCGCUGGGUUUAGUGGGCUCAAGGAAACCUCCUGACAGCUCUGGAAAAGGGGAACCUCGGUCCCCUGUUGCAGAAGAGACAGGCUCACACCAACGGCCGACUCUGCAGCCCGAGCCUCCGUGGCCUCCCAAAGUGCCACAUGACAAGGAAGAAUGUUCCUGACCCCCCCCCAGGCUGAAAUGGAGGGGGGCAACGUUACUUUGUCCUUCUGUGGCACCCCCACAAUCGCAGGCUCAUUUCCAGUCUGCUCUUCUGCUCCGUGGUUCUUAGUCUUGGCCUUCUAAGCAAACUGUGAGGCCCCUGAGAGUGGGGAUCUUGGGGUCCCACCAACAGCCCGCAGCCUGGCCCAGCAGAGUGGAUGGUGAUGGGAAGAAGACAAACGGGAGCUCCUAGAAACCUAGUCCUUACUACGCUCCAGCAUUGUUACCAGACUCGAUCUCCCUGAUCUCCUCGCCCUUAAAAGCACUGGCCAAGAGGGAAACCCAAACUCCGCCUUUUUCUGGUGAUCUGGUGGCUUCAGGGCAGGUCACUGGACUCCGCUGUGAAGUGGGUCCUGUUGUGGGGCUCCCAUGCCUCCCAGACAGGAUCUCAUCAGCUUCAAGCCUGACCUGAAGGAGGAGCUUUAAGGCAGGGCCUUGCCAUAUCCCUCCUCCUAUUUUACGGGUGGGAACACCGAGUCCCGGGGAGGUUGAGGAAAUUGCUCAAGGUCACACAGCUCGUAAGUGGCAGAGACGGGGGGCAGGCCGAGCCUGCCAGCCUGAGGGCCAGGUUCCCCGCUUCACUCGGUUCAUCUGCAGAGCCAGGGGCUGUCCAUCCCUACUCACCCAUCCCUUUUUGCUGCUUCCUGUCUCUUCCUCCCCGACCUUGCUCCCGACCUUGCUUCCUGAGGCGCUAAACCAGCCUCUUGGGGGAGAAGCAGAGCUGUUGUGUCAUUCGUGCCUCUGUGGGCUCAGCAGGCCUCAGCCCGGGACCUGCUGUCUCCUGUGGCCAGGCCUUGCCAGCUGUACCCGACGGGGCGGGCCAGAAGCCCCUCUAGCAGAGCCUUUGAGUCCCGGGACUUAGGGAACCAGUACCAGGCCCGAGACCCUGGCCCAGCAACGGGUCACAGCGUCCACAGAGGCUCACAGGCCUGUGGGGCACCCUAAGAUCCACAGGCUCUUUCUUCCCCAGGUGACUUUGGUCUUGGAGGAGAGUAAUACCAUUUUCCACCGAGCUAUCUAUCCUCUCUGUCACUUUGAGACGCUGGGGCCACGGCGAUAAUCGGCUUCCUUGUCAUUUCCGUGGUAAAUCUCUUUGUUUCUCUUGUCAUUUCUGAUCACUCCAGAUUGAACACAGAAAUGCAGCAGGCAGGGUUGGGGGGAUGCGGUUGGCUGGGCCGGAGUGGGGGCGGGGGGGCUGACCCUCCCCUCCUGGGGACUCAGGCAGAAGGGACCUAACUGGGGAAGAACAUGGUUGUAACCAGUGCAAAGCCCACCUUCACCACUUACUGACGGCGUGAUGUGGACAAGUGACCGCUUUUCCAAGCCUCGGUCUGCCCAUCUGUGAAAUGAAAAUUAAGAUGCCCGUCUCCAUGGGAUGGCCCGCAUCACGUGCCCGGCCCGUCACAGAAGCUCGGUAGAUGAUGGCUGGAGGGAAAUGGGCCGACCACCUUCUGUCUGCCUUAGACUGGGGAGAUGCAGAGCUGGUUAGCAGAGGGGACGUGUCCUCUUCUCGGAGACAGGUUAGGAUUUUGGUGAAGAGUGAAUCUUGAGGAAGGAACGGAUCCGCCAUCCCGUCUGGAGCGGGAAUGUACGUCGCCUCGUAGAUUGGGCGUCCCACAUGUGGGGCUGGGGCCGUGUGCGUGUGGGCUUCUGUGGGCUCCCUGGAGGAGGGAUUCCGGACGUGGCUCAUCCCACGCUCUAGUUCCUGCCCUUGCUGCAUCCUGAGGGGACCUCCGGCGUCUCCCCCAGCUUAGGAGAGCAGGGUGCAGGCCGCUGGAGUGUCUGCCCCAGUGAGCCCUCACCCAGACACCUCCCAGGUAUCCUACCCGCCGUGCAUCUGCCUCCUCCCCUCUACAGGUGAGGUCCGUGGGGAGCCUGCAGGGUGGCGGGCAGGGGGCCCCUUCUGGGGUGAGUCUGCAUCUGUGUCUCUAGGUUCUGGAGAAGCCGGGCUGGCGAAACGGGGGUUUCUUUUCCCUCCUUCCCUCCUUUUUCUUUUUUCUUAAGCAAGAGAUAAAUAAAUGUCGCCCUGAGAUGACAAGAGAACAUUGAAGGAGAUAAAAAGCACAGCAAAAGGGAGUGAGAGACCGGAAGCAAAGGACAGAGGGCGAUGCCCUCCUAGCCAGCCGCCACGGGAUGGAGGGCUUCAUGGACUCAGGGACACAGACGGAUGCCGUGGUGGUGCUGUCCUUGGCUCAGGCUGCCGUGCUGGGCCUGGUCUCGGAAAAUGAGCUCUUCGGAGCCACCAUAAGCGCCGAAGCCUUCUACCCGGACCUGGGGCCCGAGCUGUCCGGGACGGCCAUGGGGGAGCCCGGGCCCCCCGGCCCCGAUGUCUACCAGCUGGCCUGCAACGGGAGGGCCUUGGAGGAGCCGGUGGAAGAGGAGGUGCUGGAGGUGGAGGCCGCCUUCGAGAAGCACACCCGGCGGAAGACGCGGCCACCUGUACGGCUGGUGCCCAAGGUCAAGUUUGAGAAGGUGGAGGAGGAGGAGGAGCAGGAGGUUUACGAGGUGUCCGUGCCCGGUGAUGACAAGGAUGUGGGCCCUCCCGAGGCCCCUGCUGAGGUGGCCGGCGGCGGUGGCGAGGCCCUGGUGCAGAGCAGCGCUGUCAAGAUGAUCGACCUGAGCGCCUUCAGCCGCAAGCCCCGGACACUGCGCCACCUGCCCCGAGCCCCGCGGCCGGAGCUGGACGCCACCGCCUACGACCCCCACUUCCCCGACCCGGCCCGGGACAGCUUCCCAGAGCCCGGCGUGGCGCUGCCCGGGCCGGAGCCCCUGCCGUCCUCCGAGUGCGGCUUCGAGGCGCCCCACCUGGCCCCACUGGGCGACCCCGAGGCCCCCGCCCUGGAGUCGCCGGAGCCCGUGAAGCCGGAGCAGGGCUUCGUGUGGCAGGAGGCCAGCGAGUUCGAGGCGGACGCGGCCGGCUCCACGGUGGAGCGCCACAAGAAGGCGCAGCUGGACCGGCUGGACAUCAACGUGCAGAUCGACGACUCGUACCUGGUGGAGGCGGGCGACCGGCAGAAGCGCUGGCAGUGCCGCAUGUGCGAGAAGUCCUACACGUCCAAGUACAACCUGGUGACGCACAUCCUGGGCCACAACGGCAUCAAGCCGCACUCGUGCCCGCACUGCAGCAAGCUCUUCAAGCAGCCCAGCCACCUGCAGACGCACCUGCUGACGCACCAGGGCACCCGGCCCCACAAGUGCCAGGUGUGCCAGAAGGCCUUCACGCAGACCAGCCACCUCAAGCGCCACAUGCUGCUGCACUCAGAGGUCAAGCCCUACAGCUGCCACUUCUGCGGCCGCGGCUUCGCCUACCCCAGCGAGCUCAAGGCGCACGAGGUGAAGCAUGAGAGCGGCCGCUGCCACGUCUGCGUGGAGUGCGGCCUGGACUUCUCCACGCUGACGCAGCUCAAGCGCCACCUGGCCUCCCACCAGGGCCCCACCCUGUACCAGUGCCUCGAGUGCGACAAGUCCUUCCACUACCGCAGCCAGCUGCAGAACCACAUGCUCAAGCACCAGAACGUGCGGCCCUUCGUGUGCACGGAGUGUGGCAUGGAGUUCAGCCAGAUCCACCACCUGAAGCAGCACUCCCUCACCCACAAGGGCGUGAAGGAGUUCAAGUGUGAGGUGUGCGGCCGGGAGUUCACCCUGCAGGCAAACAUGAAGCGACACAUGCUGAUCCACACCAGCGUCCGGCCCUACCAGUGCCACAUCUGCUUCAAGACCUUCGUGCAGAAGCAGACCCUCAAGACCCACAUGAUUGUACACUCGCCUGUGAAGCCAUUCAAAUGCAAGGUGUGUGGCAAGUCCUUCAACCGCAUGUACAACCUGCUGGGUCACAUGCAUCUGCACGCGGGCAGCAAGCCCUUCAAGUGCCCCUACUGCUCCAGCAAGUUUAACCUCAAGGGCAACCUGAGCCGGCACAUGAAGGUCAAGCACGGUGUUAUGGACAUCGGCCUGGACAGCCAAGACCCCAUGAUGGAGCUGACGGGCACUGACCCCUCCGAGCUCGACAGCCAGCAGGAGAUGGAGGACUUCGAGAACGCCUACGCCUACGCCGGUGUGGAUAGCAGCGCCGAGGCCAGCGUCCUCACCGAACAGGCCAUGAAGGAGAUGGCCUACUACAACGUGCUAUAGCACAAGCUGGGCCGUCCAGAGGGGGCGGGGAGGGCAGGGGAUGUGGGGGGAGACCCACGUGCUGCGGGCCACCCCUCCCGCAGCGGAGAAGCUACUGCCCCAUGGUCCUAAGCCCUCCUUCCCUCCCACCGAGUCGUUUGCACCACUAGGGACUUGUAGACCAAAUGGAGACUGUACUGGCCUCAGCUGUGACCCAGGCACAGGCCCCAGGCAUCUGGGGAAGGAAGGAGAACACAGGGGGCCCAGCUCUGGGUCGCCCUGGCCUGCUGCUGUGGGAGAGUGGGAAAAAUGCUGGCGGGGGCCAUAUGGGGCCAAGACACUAGGGCCCAGGUCCUCAGGUCUGUCCAGGCCCCACAGAGCUGGGGCAGCGGUGUGGGCGGGGCCUCCUGAUAGCUCCUCAGGGGUCCUGGCACUGGAGGAAGACAGAACUUGAGCCUGGCCUUGUUUCCUUUCCCCACCAACUCCUGCCUCUAGGGAUGUCUGAGCUCCUGUGCUGGUCAGCACUGCCCGCCCCACCCCCACCCUAUUCCCCCACCAGGCCCUGGGCUGGGAACCGCUCAGGCCCCAGAGCCCCCUUCCCCACCCCAUCUGUCAACAGCCAGGCAGGACCCCCUGCCUUCUACCUCCUGGUGCCUCCCACACUCUCCGGAGCCAGGCAUGCAUGCAGCCCGGUCCUGGCCUCAGGAAAGCGGGGUAUAGCCCAGCCCCCAGCCGGUGUCCUCCCCAGCCAAUCCCCCGAAGGCCCCCACCUUCCAGCAGUUUGAAAGUGGGUGUCCCUAAAGUAGAUUGCAGCAGUUGUCAUCCAGUUCCUUGCUGAACGGGUCACUGCACCAGGGUCCCCCGACGUUGAGUAGAGCAGGGACGUGCCUUUGGCUGGGCACUUGCUAAGCAGACGGAGGCCCCUCAAAUGAGGGGCAGGGGACCGAGAGGGGCUGUCCUCAGAGGCGGCCCAGGACCACCUUGGGGGUGGCUGGGGUGCUGUAUUAUUGACAAGUAUCCGUGUUGAGGAAGCAGGACAGCCAAGAGUCAACAGGUUCCCAAGAAGAGCCACUUAGUUAAAAAGAAAAUGAAGACCAUAGAGAAAAAAAAAAUUUUUUUUUGAGCAAAUGGGGUAUUUUGAAGGUAAUUUAUUUUGUUUUCCUUUCCACUUCUGUGUAGCCUAUUCUUUUCUGAUGGAGAUCAUUUUCUUUUUCCAAAUGGAAGCUCCCUCAUGUGCUGUGCGUGCUUCGUGCCUGCCCAACCUCGAGCGGGCAGCUGGCGGGGCAGGGCUCAGGCGCGGAGGGGACGGGCUGCCGGCAGGGAGCCUCGGGGCCGGGGCAGGAGGCGGGAGGCCGAACCGGGCAGGUCCUUGUUCCCUGCCCGGCCCCUCCAGCCAGUGACUCGCGCGGCACCAGUGGCGGGAGCCGCUCGGUUCUGCUCAGCCGGCGGCUCGCUCCCUCGCUUGCCCGCUCUCCUGGCCUCUGUCCCAGGCCAGCUCCCGCCCCGGGAAUUGAAGACAGGCCGCCCAGGGCAUGAAGUAGCACAUUCAGGAACCGCUAGGGCACCCGGACUCCUGCCCGCUUGCCUCCCGAGGCCUCGGUGGGGAGGGGCAGGCGGAGCUGUCCCCAAAGGCGCGAAGGAGUUGAAGCCACCAGCCUCAGCCCGGAAACCAGGAAAGGAGGGGUAACAGCCGGGGUGGACGGGAGGACCAGCCGGAAAUGCAGCUGCCCCCAAAGCUGUAUCCUUAGUGAAGGACCAAGCCAGGCUUCAGGGUGGCUGUGAUCAGGACUGAGGGAGGACAAGGUGGCCUCAGGAGCAGGCAGCCAAGUGCCCCUUCCUUCUCUGCUAAACCUCCCGCUAAGAGGCAGCAGACAAGAGAGCUGGGGGCUCACGGGAGCCUUUCCCCUCCAGAACCCCGAGGCCCUCCCCCCGGCCCCCCAGGUGCCCGCCAUGAUGACCCUCAGGUGGCAGUGACCCCGUCACUGUAGAAGACAUUUUCUCCUGCUGAGCAGAAGCCUCACCCCCUGCAAACUACCUCUUCCCACAAUGUCUUUCUCCCCUGGUACCAAAAAGAACCCUGUACCUCCUCGUCCUCCUCCUCUUUCCUGCCAGUGCAGUGGCCUUGGUCAUGGAAACCCAAGGGAGAAGGUCUGCCCCCAGGGUGGGGCUGUCCUUUCCUCCCCCAGCCCCGCCAUCAGCACCGGCCCUCUGCGAGGUUCGAUACUUGAACGCCCCCCUGCCCUGUGCCUUGGACCCGGGCAAAGCGAAGAGAAGGAAACAGCACAACUCACACACCGGAGCUGGGGGGUGGUCUCGGCAAGGCUCCUGUCCUCACCCCUCCCUCGACCUUUCAAGAGAGGCACCCGCGCGGCCUCUUGGGUGACUUGGAAACUCCUGGACAUAUUCCAUCCUAACUUAUUUUGACGUGUAUACAAACCACCUGUUUAGAAAUUCCACUUGUGCAAAGCCCUACUGUGUUUUUAUGUUCCUGUUUAAAAGAGAAGUUUACUUAGCAAUAAUUAUAAAUAAAUGAAUAUUCUUUA